Silurus meridionalis is the source of this 4959-nucleotide messenger RNA. RefSeq names its product fibroblast growth factor receptor homolog 1-like. Gene Ontology annotation, molecular function: ATP binding; transmembrane receptor protein tyrosine kinase activity. Bases 3421 to 4719 code for a protein of 432 amino acids. The transcript is spliced from 11 exons. Gene Ontology annotation, biological process: positive regulation of kinase activity; multicellular organism development; cell surface receptor protein tyrosine kinase signaling pathway. NCBI's taxonomy places the organism in Eukaryota, Metazoa, Chordata, Actinopteri, Siluriformes, Siluridae. The record is from RefSeq and is a predicted model, not a curated record. Gene Ontology annotation, cellular component: signaling receptor complex.
UAAUCUACUACUGAAACGAUCUUUUAAAAAUUAAAAAAAAGCUUAUUUUCAUUUAUUUUACACUAAAUGUGAUUUAAUUUAAUGCAUAAUGUGUCCAAAAUCAAAUCAUUUGGCAAAUUGUACAUAGCCUUUUUUUUUUCAAGUACGUGUACCUGAAUAUAAAAUAUUAAACAUUUAGUACGAAUUAAAGCAGUGUUGGAGUGGGUGUAAGGACGUGUUGAGGAUCCCGACAUAAUCUGACUCGAUUCAGGGGACCAGCAGUCAGCAGUAAUGUGUAUAUGAUGUGAUGGAUUUGCAUCUUUUUUUAUUUUUAUUUUUAUUUUUUUAAGAAGUAACCGUGCAUUUUUAUUGUGUUUUGGAGAAGAAUCCUGAGGAAGAAAACAAAGCCAGUCAUUAGAUGUAUUUAACUUUGAAGUUUUGAAUGUAAAGACAAAAGAAUAAUUUGACCCGGCAAAAAAUGGCACCUUAGAUCACCCCUUUUUUUCCAUUAGAAGAUGAUUAAAACUCUUCUCAUCUGCUUUCUAGACAAAUGCUUAAACUGACCAACACAUAAUAUUUAAACUUGAGGUUUGUACACAAACUGGUGUAAUUUUUUUUUCAAGAAAUUUAAGAAAUUCGACACAUUUCCGCUUGUUAAGAUGUUAAUUUUAGUUAUGUUACAUUUGCAGUAUUUGGCCGAAUUCUUUUUUGCAGAGUGACUUACAGUUAUAUCAGGUUUAUAGCUGAGGGAUUGAGGGCCUUGCUCUGGGGCCCAGCAGUGGCAGAUUGAUGGUGCUGCGGUUUGAGCCCAUGACCUUCUGAUCAGUAGUCCAACAUCUUAUCUUCUAAGCUACCACUUUCCGAUUUCUACUUGUAGGUUUGAACACAUUUUAUGAAAAAUUAUCCAAUAUUACAGACCACCAUUUUUUUUUUUGGAGGGGUGACCAUGCUCUUGUUUUUUAAUUUUUUAUUAAUAGAGAAGACUUUCUUUCCCCUAAUGCCCACCUUCAUCAGAUUUGGAUUUAGCUUAUUGUGGUCUAAAAGAACAUUGUAUUUUCUGCUUAGUUAAUGCUUUUAGGUUUGAUCAUUCAAAUAGUUAAGUGAGUUCCCUGACAGGAAACCACAAAGAAAGAAAAUCAGUGGGCUUUGAAGCAUUGAUGACCUGCGUAGUUUUUGAUUGUUGCAUACAGAGCACUUUAGAUAUACGUACCACACAAAAGGAAAGUAACGCCUUUAUUUCCGUUUAUAAAAAACAGCUACAAUUGUGAAACCAAACUAGUUGAAACAAAAGAAUGGAGGGACAUGAUAGCAGGCGCGAUGUGACCUUCACAGGUAGUUUCUUCUCUCUUCUUAUCUAUUUGUACCUGCGGGUUUUGUUCUUUAAACCUUUUUCUUUUUUUACUUUUCUGAAUGUAAUGGUUCAUUCAUUUGUUGAUGAUGAUAUAUGUUGAACUGAGAAACUUCAUCAACUUUAGCUUGUUUACCUGUCCCACAUCUGUCUGACUGUCUGUCUGUCUGUCUGUCUGUCUGUCUGUCUGUAAAAGAUUGUUGUUUGUUUGGCAGUUACAUAGCAAAAUACCCAAGUUUGGAUUUGUGCCAUUAUUUAUUUAAUCAUUCUCUUUACACAGAAGCAGUAUUAACAUUCCUAUUUUGCAUAGUUUACAAAUUAAGCAUGUCACAAUAUUGAUUUUGACAUGAAUUCACAUUUACAUAUAUGGCAUUUGGUGGAUUCCCUUUUAAUCCUUCAAUAAACACGUUCUCAUACUGGUUCAUUAGGACAAAGAAAAUAUUUUGAAAGCGUAAUCCUUCAUUAUAAAUUGCUAAUUAAGAACCUCUGGAGAUGCAGGUCUUUAGGCAUUGUUUAGGCCUCAGUUGUUUUGUUUGAAGUUCGUUCCAUCGUCUCGGUUCUAGAACAGAGAAGAGUCUGGAAUCAUGUCCUUUUGCUUGUGAGUUUCAGGGACCAGUCGAGCAGUGGUUGAGGACUGGAGGGAGCGUGGGGCAGUUUGGGGUGGGAGACGUGAACCUAGGAAGGAAGAAAGCAAGUCUUGCAGCUGUACAUUUGUCUGUAAAACCAUGUGUAAAGAUUUGGGAACACUUAUGAAUGUGGCAUGUAAUGCAAUGUGCUACACAUCUGUGGAUGUUUCUUUACUCUUUUUCUAAAAAUUAUUGCGCAUUAUGUUUACACACGUUUGCACUUUUUUAUGUGACAACAAAUCUGAAUUAUUUGAGAUUAAGCUUGGAAGACAAUUUGACAUUUGCACAAGUAUAGAAUUCCAGACAGGACAUUUAAUUAUAUUACACAACUAUAAUACCUUAGAGAAUUUACUGUAUUAACGCAAUUCUGAGUUCUGCCGGCGAUGACUUUACCAACAGACAUGCAAUCCUUUAAAAAGCACAGUAAAUAUUCUGAGAUGCUUGAAAUAUUCUAGGCCAAAUAAAAACAAAUAUUUUAGAAUUAGCUUUGAAUUUUACUGAAUCUUACAUUGUGAAUGUACAUUAGGCUAUAGAUAUCCCAGUUGCUAGUUACUGUGAUUAAUAUUUACAUCAUUUAUAAUGUAAUGCAUGUUUACAGUAAACACGUGAAUGAUAGAAUUAAACGAUACGUCCUGGUGAUGAUGUGAUCUUGGUUGAAUUAGGUAAAUGGUUUGUUAUAUUUUACUAUUUAGUACAACGUUGUAAUCACCAAAGCAAUAUAGUCAACUCUUCUAAUAUAGCAUAAUCUGCCAGAAUUGUAAAAUACAGUAUUUAAUGGUGCUUAAAGGUUGUAGAUCCCUGGCUAUAUUUUUUUGGAACAUCUUGUUGCACAUUUAGUUUCUUCUUCCUUUGUUUUUCUACUAGAUUCUGCUUUGAGCUUGUAAAGACUUGUGCUCAUUCCACAAAAGCCUUAAUAAAAGUCUUUAGUGGGGUUGACGUCAGGGUGUUGUGCUGUCAUUCAGAAACAGGUCUUGUCCUCUUAGUUCCAUUGAACUAAAGAAAAUCGUAACUAUACAGCAUACAAAGACAUCCUAGUCAAGAUAUGCCAACGUUGAUUGGAAAAUUAAAUGUUGCAUUAUAGCAAACAUUGUAUUAAAAUUAAAGUUGACAUAAAUCCGCUAAUUGAUGAUUUAGAAAUAAAUGUAUUUAUUUAACACAAGUUUUAUUUUCAAUGUUAGAAAGUUAUGUAUUGUACAAUAAAAUCCAAUGCCUAAUACAGAUAUUCAGUGACCUCUAAUAAAAGAAAUGAAGCGUGUCCUCGUUUUCCGAAAUGGAUUUUUUUCAUCUUUUCUUUCUUUCUAUAUGGCAUGUUAGAUCAAGUCAAAUCAAAGGCCUUCCCAGGCCAGCUUUGGCCCGUGGGCCCCUUCUUUGGGCAACUUAGUCCGAAACAAUUCUGUGCUUCUUUGUGGAAACCGUUUAGCAAGAAAACCCGUGUGUGUGUGUGACGUCUACGUUUUGACAUGCAACAUGUCCUUGUUAUUUCAGUUGUAUAAACCUACAUCAAGGCAUCAAGGCAUGGAGUCAAACUAUUCAACACCAACACCUGUCUUUACAACACCGGCACACACAAGCACAACAAAAGCCUUCUUAAGGUGUGAAGAAUCAUAUGAUGAGACCUUGCUGCUUUACCUAAUCAUAGCUGUGUGUGUUUCAAUGCUUCUGAUCAUCAUGAUGGCCUUGACAUGGUUAAAAAGGUUUCAAAUGUUGAGGCGCAGCAUUAGGAGACUGCAGCAGGCUGCUGAAACGGCUGCUUUAACACAAAGCUCUGGGCCUGAACAAGUCAUUACAGUGGAACCAAACCACGUUUCAGCCUCUGAAUUUAACAUGCAGAGCAUGAAGUCAGCUAAUUCCUCAUUUAACACAGCUGAUCUCACCAUGCGUCAGCUGAUCAAAGACGGAAGAGAAGGAGAGCUGUAUAAUGCAAAAAUGGCACGUGGAGCAAUCAAAGGCCACACCAUGUUCACCUGCAAGAUCUACAAAAAGGUCACUAAACCUGAGCAGGUCAGAAAUGAGAUUAUGAUCAUGCAGAAUUUGAGCACACACAGGAACCUGCUACAGCUUGUGGACUGGAAUAUCACAGAUGUGCCCUAUAUGUUAAUUAUGGAACAUGUAGAACACGGCAGUCUACGCUCCUUCCUCAAAGCGAAUAAAGAAAAACUGCGCAGAGAAAAUGAGCUACAGCACCUCUUCACUAUUGCACUUUAUCACAUAGCACAAGCCUUGGAUCAUUUGCACUCCAAAAUGAUACUGCAUUGCAACCUGGCACUGCGGAAUAUAUUGGUGCACAGAUUUCCCCAUGAAAUAAAAGUGGCUGAGUUCGGAAUGGCCAGAGAAAUAGCGAAGGACCGGGGCCUGUCAAGAAACUGCAAGACGAAAGUCAAUAAGCGAAUUCCCUGUAGAUGGUACCCUCCAGAAUAUUUUAAAUAUGACUUCUACGGAUUUGAAGGAGACGUCUGGGCCUUUGGAAUCAUAAUCUGGGAGAUGCAAACAUUUGGCACUGUACCCUACCCCAACUUGAAAACGUCUGAGGAAGUUGUUAGUCAUGUAUGUGCUGGCCACCGAACCCAAGAGCCUGCAGGAUGCAGACCAGAAAUGCUGGAAAUGAUGAGAGACUGUUGGCAGGAGCCCUACUUAAUGAGACCUUCCUUUAUGGCUAUUGUCAAAAGUCUGGAGAACAUUCUGGAAAAUGAUCGCGACUAUGUGAAUAUGGACAGCAGCCCUGUAAUUGUACAAGUGGAGUCUAAAGAUGGGGAUAAAUUAUCAUAACUGACUUUAAUGUCAGAAAUAUAUUGUUUAUAUAUAUAAACAAUAUAUUUCUGACAUCUGUAUAAUAUACAGAUUAUAUAUCACUCAUGAUUUGUGUAAUUUUAAUGUAUACAAACAAUAUAUUUAAUAAUUUUGAGAGUUAAUAAUUAUAAUCAUGCAAAACCAUGUACAAUGACUACUAGCUUCUGAAACAAAGCUCAUGUGGCUGUUAAUAAAACCAUUAUUACUAUAUUGCUGUAU